AUGACUGUUGCACGUGACAACGGUACACUGUUGCCAACUGUUGCACGUGACAACGGUACACUGUUGCCACCUGUUGCACGUGACAACGGUACACUGUUGCCACCUGUUGCACGUGACAACGGUACACUGUUGCCACCUGUUGCACGUGACAACGGUACACUGUUGCCAACUGUUGCACGUGACAACGGUACACUGUUGCCACCUGUUGCACGUGACAACGGUACACUGUUGCCACCUGUUACACGUGACAACGGUACACUGUUGCCACCUGUUGCACGUGACAACGGUACACUGUUGCCACCUGUUGCACGUGACAACGGUACACUGUUGCCACCUGUUGCACGUGACAACGGUACACUGUUGCCACCUGUUGCACGUGACAACGGUACACUGUUGCCACCUGUUGCACGUGACAACGGUACACUGUUGCCACCUGUUGCACGUGACAACGGUACACUGUUGCCACCUGUUGCACGUGACAACGGUACACUGUUGCCACCUGUUGCACGUGACAACGGUACACUGUUGCCACCUGUUGCACGUGACAACGGUACACUGUUGCCAACUGUUGCACGUGACAACGAUCAACCUCAGAUCUCUCACCCAACCUCGAAGAUCAACCUCAAAUCUCUCACCCAACCCCGAAGAUCAACCUCAAAUCUCUCACCCAACCCCGAAGAUCAACCUCAAAUCUCUCACCCCAACCGCGAAGAUCAUCCUCAAAUCUCUCACCCCAACCUCGAAGAUCAACCUCAAAUCUCUCACCCCAACCUCGAAGAUCAACCUCAAAUCUCUCACCCAACCCCGAAGAUCAACCUCAAAUCUCUCACCCCAACCCCGAAGAUCAACCUCAAAUCUCUCACCCCAACCGCGAAGAUCAACCUCAGAUCUCUCACCCCAACCCCGAAGAUCAACCUCAAAUCUCUCACCCAACCUGGAAGAUCAACCUCAAAUCUCUCACCCCAACCUCGAAGAUCAACCUCAAAUCUCUCACCCAACCCCGAAGAUCAACCUCAAAUCUCUCACCCCAACCCCGAAGAUCAACCUCAAAUCUCUCACCCCAACCCCAAAGAUCAACCUCUGCAAGCUAUGCACACGUUGAAGACUAAGAUUCUGGCUCUUCACGCUCCCGAGGGCGGUCGUCAGCGGCCGAAGAGUCCAAUAAAGAUGUCUUCUCCUCGGAGCCGCUGCCUCCAACUAUCCUGA
This is a messenger RNA of Procambarus clarkii (red swamp crayfish), 1206 nucleotides long. The record is from RefSeq and is a predicted model, not a curated record. Lineage: Eukaryota; Metazoa; Arthropoda; Malacostraca; Decapoda; Cambaridae.